Molecule: messenger RNA, 1233 nt
Organism: Callorhinchus milii (elephant shark)
Lineage: Eukaryota; Metazoa; Chordata; Chondrichthyes; Chimaeriformes; Callorhinchidae
Product: serine/arginine-rich splicing factor 7
Exons: 10
Coding region: 1-906 (301 amino acids)
Biological process (GO): mRNA splicing, via spliceosome
Cellular component (GO): nucleoplasm; cytoplasm; ASAP complex
Molecular function (GO): zinc ion binding; RNA binding
Source: RefSeq, a predicted model, not a curated record
AUGGAAGCGCGUUUGUCGCCCGAAGUCCAUCGGAUAACUGUAGCCCCCAAACGGCGCUGGCCAAGACGCGCAUGCGCGCAGUGGCGGCGGGACGGGGGAAGAGGCGGUCUGUUGCUGUCAGUUAAUGGUGGACGAGGAGCGGAGGGGAGAGUGAGUGUGUUACUAUGUCUCGAUACAACCGAAACCAAGGUCUAUGUAGGUAACUUGGGAACAGGUGCCGGUAAAGGGGAACUAGAGCGUGCAUUCAGCUACUACGGACUACUGAGAACUGUCUGGAUAGCACGGAAUCCCCCUGGUUUUGCUUUUGUGGAAUUUGAGGAGCCUCGAGAUGCUGAAGAUGCUGUUCGUGGUUUGGAUGGCAAGGUAAUUUGUGGCUCACGUGUUCGAGCGGAAUUGUCUACUGGAAUGCCACGCCGUUCUCGCUUUGAGCGGCCCCCAGCACGCCGCCCCUUUGAUCCAAAUGAUCGAUGCUAUGAGUGCGGGGAAAAAGGUCAUUAUGCUUAUGACUGUCACCGUUAUAGCCGACGCAGAAGGAGCAGGUCCAGAUCUAGGUCUUGUUCACCCUCGCGUGGAAGAAGGUACACCCGUUCAAACAGCCGUAGCCGUGGCAGACGGUCCAGAUCUUUUUCUCCUCGGAGGUCCCGGUCGUAUUCUCCAAGAAGAUCUCGGUCAUUCACUCCGAAAAAGUCAAGGUCUAGAUCAAGAUCCAGAUCUCUCUCAAGGCAAAGAAGCAGGUCUCUAUCCCCUGUAAGAAGAUCCCCUGUACGAAGAUCCCCUGUAAGAAGAUCCAAGUCUAAAUCUCCAAUAAGAAGCAGCCGAUCGAAAUCCAGAUCACUUUCACCAAAGCGAAGUCACUCACCAUCUGGGAGCCCUCGCAGAAGUGCAAGUCCUGACAGAAAUGACUAAAGAUUGAAAAGCGAAUCUUUAGAAAUAAUAGUUUUUGUUUACAUUCUUUAAAGUUGUAAGGGAUUUUUUUUGUGUGCGAUUUCUUGUUUUGAUUUAAAUGUAAGGGCUUGUUUCUAAAUUUGUUCCCAUCAAACUUUCUUUUCCGCUUGUGGAAAAAACAUGGCACGGGUAGGACAGAUAUCUAGACCAAUUUGAAAGAACACAUCUAAGUGUAGACAACUAAAUCCAGUAACCUGCAUUUUUUCCCUCGUUUUAAUAUCCCACUCAUCCAAGUUGAAAUGUAUUGCUUUUUUUGUAUCUGGAAAUAGAAAUAAAUGAGUCGUCCUA